GUUAAUUAAUUUAAUUAAAUAAAACCAUAAUUAAAUAAUGCGUCGGCAAAGUACAAGCGAACGUGAAUCUCGAUAUGGUUAUGUUCAUGGAGUUUGCGGCCCCGUAGUGAUAGCAGGGAGAAUGAGAGGAGCAGCAAUGUACGAGCUAGUACGAAUUGGCUAUAACAAUUUGAUGGGAGAAAUAAUUCGCUUGGAAGGUACCUUGGCGACGAUUCAAGUUUACGAGGACACAAGCGGGGUGACAGUUGGUGAUCCAGUCUUGCGAACCGGUCGUCCACUUUCAGUGGAAUUGGGUCCGGGACUGCUGGGAGGAAUAUUUGACGGAAUCCAAAGACCCUUGAAGGACAUUCACGAUUUGACCUCAUCGAUUUACAUUCCCAAAGGCGUGAAUAUUCCGGUUGUCAGUCGCAGUCAGGAAUGGGAAUUCGAACCAAUGAAUAUACGUAAAGGCAGUCCUAUCACGGGUGGAGAUGUAUUUGGUGUUGUCUAUGAAAAUAGUCUGGUCCAACACAAGCUCCAGCUCACGCCAGGUCGCAGAGGCUCUAUAACCUGGUUGGCACCUGCAGGAUAUUACACGGUAGACGAGAAAGUUAUGGAAACAGAAUUCGAAGGUCGACGCACCGAACAUAGCCUGCUCCAAAUUUGGCCGGUACGCCGUGGUAGGCCGGUAACAGAGAAGUUACCAGCAAAUCAUCCACUGUUAACUGGGCAAAGAAUCCUAGACGCGCUAUUCCCUUGUGUUCAAGGAGGAACAACAGCGAUUCCUGGUGCCUUUGGAUGUGGGAAGACGGUGAUCAGUCAAUCAUUAUCAAAAUAUUCGAAUUCUGACGUGAUCGUCUACGUGGGAUGCGGAGAGAGAGGAAAUGAGAUGUCCGAGGUGCUUCGUGACUUUCCCGAACUAUCGGUAGAAGUGGAUGGCAACACUGAAUCAAUAAUGAAACGGACGACUCUUAUAGCCAAUACGUCUAAUAUGCCAGUAGCAGCGAGAGAAGCGUCGAUAUACACAGGGAUAACAAUAGCCGAAUACUUUCGGGAUAUGGGAUACAACGUAGCCAUGAUGGCAGAUUCAACGUCACGUUGGGCAGAGGCUCUUAGAGAGAUUUCCGGUCGGCUUGGCGAGAUGCCAGCAGAUUCGGGAUAUCCGGCUUAUCUGGGUGCUCGAUUAGCUAGCUUUUACGAAAGGGCUGGCAGAGUUUGCUGCCUUGGAAAUCCAAGGCGUGAAGGGUCUGUCAGUAUCGUCGGUGCCGUCUCGCCACCAGGGGGUGACUUUUCUGAUCCCGUAACUAGCAGCACCCUGGCUAUUGUUCAGGUGUUCUGGGGUUUGGAUAAAAAGUUGGCACAGAGAAAACACUUUCCAGCUGUCAAUUGGCUCAUGUCUUACAGCAAGUAUCUUAGGCAGCUGGAUGAAUUUUAUGAGACUCAUUUCCCAGGAUUUACCACUAUGCGCACACGAGUUCAGAAAAUACUUCAUGCCGAAGAGGAACUCAAUGAAAUUGUCCAGCUUGUUGGCAAAGCAUCAUUGAGCGAAAGUGAUCUUGUUGAUCUAGAAGUAGCGAAGUUACUCAAAGAUGAUUUUCUUCAACAGAAUAGCUACUCGGCGUAUGAUAGAUUCUGUCCGUUUUACAAGACUGUUGGCAUGCUUAGAAAUUUAUUGACUUUCUAUGACUUGUCCAACCAACUCAUAGAGAAAACGGGUAGACACGAGCACAGAAUCACUUGGUCCAUUAUCAGGGACACCAUGGGAGUGUUGAUGUACAGAUUGAGUUCUAUGAAGUUUAUGGAUCCUAGUAAGGAAGGAGAAAACAAAAUAAAGGAAGAGUUUGAGAAGCUAUAUGAGGAUAUGCAUCAGGCUUUUAAGAAUUUGGAAGAUUAGAUGCUAAUUACAGAAUCAAGAUAAUCUUAUUAGCUUAUACCAGUAGUGUACAAAUAUAGAUUAUUGAAAAAUGUUCAACUUUGCAAUAUUUACUGAGCGUGCCAUGUCAAAAGAGAGUAAUGGAAUGUC
Cephus cinctus (wheat stem sawfly) is the source of this 2002-nucleotide messenger RNA. Its product is annotated as V-type proton ATPase catalytic subunit A-like. Gene Ontology annotation, molecular function: ATP hydrolysis activity; proton-transporting ATPase activity, rotational mechanism; ATP binding. Gene Ontology annotation, biological process: ATP metabolic process; proton transmembrane transport. Bases 38 to 1873 code for a protein of 611 amino acids. Gene Ontology annotation, cellular component: lysosomal membrane; proton-transporting V-type ATPase, V1 domain. The transcript has a single exon. The record is from RefSeq and is a predicted model, not a curated record. NCBI's taxonomy places the organism in Eukaryota, Metazoa, Arthropoda, Insecta, Hymenoptera, Cephidae.